GGUGCGCAGUGAAUGACGAGUACGUGUUGUAACGAAAUAAUAAGAGUACCAAAUGUAUCAUUUAAACGUGACUAACAUGCCAAGUUACUUACAUGGUAAUCGUGACGCACUGGAGUGAACUCCAAUCUAGAUGAGACAAAGAUCACUGGAUUUGCCCAGAGAGACGAAACGACGAGAGAACGUAAUUAUUGUAAUAUGAUAUUAGUGAGAUGAAGGUGACGGUGUGUUUCGAUUCAGUGAGAGUUGUGGUGCCUUGUGGCGAUGGUACCCUUUUGGUGCGUGAUUUGAUGCACGAGGCGAUAUUGAGGUAUCGCAAGGCCACUGGUAGGACAGAUCCUGGUCCUGCCAUAACGUCAUUGUCAUCCUUGACUGGAGGUGGACUGCUCGAUCCCGAUGAUCGUCUGUGCGAUGUUGCUGAUGAUCGGGAGCAGAUUGUCGCCCAUUUCAGUGGCAAUGAGGUGCCCCACGUGGGUGGAGAUGGUGCUAGCUCAGUGGGGACUAAUAGUCCGGAUUUCUUUCAUCAUCAUGUUGACGUUCAUGGGCGAGUGUCAUCGGGGAUGAGACGAGAGAGCAAGAGGUUGUCCAUGCAUGCCACGUCCACCAGGGAACCAAGUCAGACGACUUAUUCGGCGUCAUCGUUGCCGAGGGAGUCCAGGAGACGAGAACCCCUGGGUCAGGAUGCCAAGGCAGCUUUUGAGCUCUCCAAUAAAAGUGAGGCCUCGUCGAUGAUGAGGGACGAGAUUCGUGAGAUUGUCAUUAAGAAUGAUGCUGGUCCUCUGGGCAUUCAUUGGCUUCCCUGUCACGACCUCUCUGGGGAUGACCAGGGGCUCAGGGUCGAGGGCAUCGAGCCCAAUGGGAGAAUUGGCAAGGAUGGACAGAUCGAUCUCCACGACAAGAUCAUAAAAAUCAACGGCCACAGUCUUCUUCGGAUACCGUAUAAUAAAGUCGAAGAGAUCUUUCGAUCCUGCAUGACAGAGCCCUGUCUCAGAAUUUCGGUUGUCAAGAGCAGAAAAAAUUUGGAGAAAAUGGGCCCCAAGGGGCUUCCUGAUAAAUCUGAUGAGGCAGCGGAUAGCAGGAGACUUCAGUGUAGCACUUAUCAUUUACUGCAGAAUGCCAACACGAGGAAAAUUGGGAGAAUCAUUGAGAUCGAGUUGACCAAGGGAUCUGAGCCCCUGGGGUUCAGUGUUACCACGAGGGAUAAUCCUGCGGGUGGUCAUUGUCCUAUUUAUAUUAAAAAUAUUCUUCCAAGAGGGCCUGCGGUUGAGGAUGGACGACUGCGACCUGGGGAUCGACUGCUUGAGGUGAAUAAUGUGGAGAUGACUGGCAAGAGUCAGGAUGACGUCGUUUCCCUGCUGAGGAGCAUCCCUCCAGGGGGAAAAGUCAGGAUUACAGUGUCAAGACAGGAGGAUGUACCCAGUACAGAAACAACUGAGGUCACUCCCGAUAAGCCAAUAUGCCAGGAGAUGAGAUUCUCGCCGAAGAAGGCAGUGCCCAAGGAGGAGUCACCUCCAACGACGCCUUUUAAAGUGCCUUUGGACGAUGUCGUCCUAUCCCCUAGGAAAAAUAGAAUGAUACUGACACUGGAUAUACCAGUACACGAUUCGGAGAAGGCUGGACUUGGGGUCAGUGUCAAGGGUAAAACCAGCAGCACCGAUGACAACUCGAGUAUGGACCUUGGUAUUUUUAUAAAAUCAGUACUUAAUGGUGGGGCAGCUUCUAGAGACGGUCGUCUACGUACCAACGAUCAAUUGCUCAAUGUCAAUGGCAAAUCUCUGCUUGGUUUGUCAAAUUCAAAGGCUAUGGAGACACUGAGGAGUGCCAUGCUCAAUACAAACAGCUCAGUCACUGGUGUAAUAACAUUGACAAUAGCGAGGAGAGUCUCACCCUCGUACGAUAAUUGUGAUGGUAUCGGUAAAAUUGAGACUGCUAACAGUAUUUAUGUUUUGGAUGAGGGAAAAUCAGAUAAGAAUGGAGUGAAUCAGGAAAUUGUCGACGAGGGGAUGUUGCCAUCUUCAUCGUCACCCUGGAAUCCAGUUAUCGAUAGAUUAACUGAACAAUAUAAUAAGAAUAGUUUGAGGAAUGAGAGUUAUUGUUUGGCGACUAAUAAGACGUGGAUCGAAGGGAAAAAGGUGGCGAUUGGGGAGCAGGAGCUGCUGCUGGAGGAGUCCAGUGAGAAUCCAGAGGAGAAGAAGAGCGACGAGCGGGAUAGUCAUUAUGACAGUCAGUUGUCACUCGAGGAAUUUAAUUCAGCGAAAUUCUCGAGGGAUGCCUUGGGCAGGCAGAGCAUGUCUGAAAAACGACAUGCUGCGUUGGAUGCUAAGAACACGGACACCUAUAAGAGGAAUAAAAAGAUCAGGGAGGGCAGGGAGAAGGAGAGUCAGGAGGGGCAGGAGAAAAAGGAGGAGGAGAGGGAGGUGCGGGAGGAGAAGGGUGAGAGCUCGUUUGAGGCUGCUAGGAAGAAGUUUGAGAGAUUCGAGAAAAAUUCAGAGGCCAAAGCCGAAUAUAUUUACACCAUUCCUGGAUGCAAUAGCAAGUACAUAUCGCCUAGGAAGCACUGGUUGGUGGAUGAGGGACAUGGCAAUGUCUCCAAUGGGCAGUUCAAGGAGGAGGGAGAGGGAUUCUCCAAUAGUCGAGGGGAUGUCAAGCAAGCUUCACUCAAUUCAGCUCUUGAUGAGAGAUACAAGAGGUCCAGAAAAAAGGGAGGCAUUAGGUCCAUGCUGAGGCUCGGGAAGAAUAGAAAGUCCCUGAAUUUUGGGGAUAACAUCGAGGGCAGGCAUGAGACUAGCAAUUACUGCAGUGGAACUAUUAAUUACAUUGCAUAAUGAUUUUAUAACAGUUAUUUUUGAGAAUCGUUGGCAGUACGUGGCGAGACUAUUCCAUUUUUUUUCCUGAUUAAUCAUGUACUUAUGUAGGAGUUAGGUAUACAAUUGUAAAACUUGCACGAUUAAUUUUUUUAUUGAGAAAUAUCAGUUUCAUGUUGAAUGUUCCAAAGUGCCUUAUGAAAAAACAGGAUGAGGUGACGAUGGUCGGGAGGUCAUUGAUUUUUUUUUUCUGUGUACAUAUUAUUCUAUUUUUUUUAUAUCGGUACUUGAAUCGAAUCAUGUAAUCUAUUUUGCAAACAAUAAAUGAUUUUUUUCUUUGCACGAUGCAACUGACGAGUUCUUCAA
This is a messenger RNA of Fopius arisanus, 3167 nucleotides long. It is a transcript of the gene baz, whose product is annotated as bazooka. Bases 210 to 2822 code for a protein of 870 amino acids. The record is from RefSeq and is a predicted model, not a curated record. Gene Ontology annotation, cellular component: cell cortex; apical plasma membrane; apical junction complex. Lineage: Eukaryota; Metazoa; Arthropoda; Insecta; Hymenoptera; Braconidae. Gene Ontology annotation, molecular function: phosphatidylinositol binding; protein binding. Gene Ontology annotation, biological process: microtubule cytoskeleton organization; cell adhesion; establishment of centrosome localization. The transcript has a single exon.